Molecule: messenger RNA, 453 nt
Organism: Protopolystoma xenopodis
Lineage: Eukaryota; Metazoa; Platyhelminthes; Monogenea; Polystomatidea; Polystomatidae
Source: the annotation of a GenBank genome assembly
AUGUUAGCAUGCUCAUGCGUGACGGAUUGUAAUGCACUCUACCAUCGCUGUUACAUACGCCUACGGCAUCUGGCGCGCCAAUCUAAGCGAGAGGAUCUUGCUGAACCGGUGGGUCGUCUGCUCACCAACAUCACUGCUAACCGGCUUAUCUUUCAAUAUGCUUUGGAUCAAUGCUACGCCGCCGAAAUGGACGAGUAUAUUGGAGAACUGGGACUGUGUUUACAGCGUUACAAGGCGGCUAUUACUAUGCUGCAUGGUCUUCGUCAGCACGCUAAGUCACCGGCCGACAAGACAUUGCUCGCUGACUGUAUGCGCUGCAUGCGCGAACGCUACGCCUCUCUUUGUGCCUCGGUAAUGAAUGCUGCAGCUCAUGCCGGUGUCGCUGAGUCUUCUCGACCAGUCACGAAUAACCCAAACGGACGGAUUCAGCCUCAGCGUCCGGCAUUUAUUAGC